This is a messenger RNA of Phialemonium atrogriseum, 3546 nucleotides long. Its product is annotated as frequency clock protein. Bases 445 to 3318 code for a protein of 957 amino acids. NCBI's taxonomy places the organism in Eukaryota, Fungi, Ascomycota, Sordariomycetes, Cephalothecales, Cephalothecaceae. The transcript has a single exon. The record is from RefSeq and is a predicted model, not a curated record. Gene Ontology annotation, cellular component: cytoplasm; nucleus. Gene Ontology annotation, biological process: circadian rhythm; regulation of DNA-templated transcription.
GGGAUCUCUAUACGGACCUACUUCGCCUUUGGAAUCGCGGAUCCGGUCACUAGCCCAUGCCCUUGCCACACGGUCGCUUCGCACUUGCUCUUUCACAUACGCAUACAUCCACUGUCACCUCCUUUUGCCAUCUUGUCGAUCUCCCCUCUUUUCGAAUCCAUCAUGUCCCAUCACCAGCCAAUGAUGUUGGCUACUGGCCCGUCCCUGGGAAACGUCCGACCUAUAACCUCCCCCUCUCGAUCCUCCACUAGAGUCGCCGCGCUGCAAAUAUGGAAUGUAUAAAGGUCUAACAGCACGCGAAGUAGGCAUAUCAACCGAUUCAUCCCGCCGCAUGCGUAUGUACCUAUCGAUGACCUCGCCUGGUGAUUGACUUACACGCCUUCUCGAACUACAAUGCCAGGUCUCACGACUCAACCCCGUGUUUUGACCUAGAAACCGCGGCCAAUGCCUCCCCCGCAGGAUAGGCAGGUUGGCACGAUGGCGAGCACGGGGGAUAAAUUACAAGGCACCCAAGUGCCACCGGUCGGUAAUGGACACCCAAUGCUACGACGAACUUUCCUUGAGAAGUCGGCUGCUCUUUAUCACCACCAGCUUGCCCAAGCCACUUCCAUGAAGAGCUCACCCGCUUGUCACUCGUCAGGAGCGAGCCGCGAAACCGGCCAGAGCGACCCCACGAAAUGGUUCGACCGAUCGAACCGGAAACCUCCGGCAGCAUUCUACGCAAGAAACGUGGAUAUUGACCCACCCUUCUUCCAAAAGGAUACUGCUUCGUCAAAUGAAGAAACCCCAGGGCUUGACGGCGCCCGGACCAGGCACACAACAUACCCCUUCAUGCCAGCCGGCCUCCAGGUUCCCCCCCUCCGACCGGGCGUCACACAUAGUAGUAGCGCGGACGAUUACCGGAGCGUCAUUGACGACUUGACCAUCGAGAACAAGCGACUGAAGGAGGAAUUGAAGAGAUAUAAGCAGGCUGGGCCCGAGACGUUGAGGAGAGAAAAGCUGUUCGAGGUCAAGGUGCAUGGCCUUUCAAAUCAAAAUAAAAGGGAAUUGGAGGCCUUGCUUCACAACUUCACUUCCAGUCUUGAUGCCUCUAUCGAGGCGCAGUCUCAGUCGCAAAAGCCUGGUAGGGGCGAGGAAACCACGGACUCCUCGGGAGAGGCUCGAUCCAAGGGUGCUUUGUCGUCUUCGGCACAUUCCCGGCCCGUCGACUCAGCUUAUGCCUCCGCGUCGACAGCGCCGAGCUCCGCCCCGAAAAACCUGUCGGGCACUCCCCUCGUGCGAUUAUCAGGGACUCCGAAAGCCAGGUCGCCGUCGGAUCAGGAAAUGGAGAGCUAUCUUGAAGAUACACCCGGCGGCCUGCUCCCACGACAUAUGACAAUGACCGACAAGGAAAAGAAGAAACUUGUCGUACGGCGCCUUGAGCAACUGUUUACCGGGAAGAUCGGUGGCCGGAACGCCCACCGCACGCAGCCGAUGCCAUCGUUUGAGGCACCGGCUCAGACGGACACAACGGCGAUGGCUCCACCGCAGAAUCCCAAAGCAACCAGGGAGGCUCGUAUUCAGCUACAUCACCUAUCGCAGAAGAAGAGUGGUUAUUCGUGGGGAAAUACUUCUGGAUCUAAUUCGGACGAUCCAACCGAGUCAGGGAGGAAUGGAAGGGGUGACAAGGGCGGAAGCGGGAACGGCAACGGGAAUGGGAACGGGAACGGGAACAGGAACAGGAGUGGGGGCACAUCUUCGGCAUCGGUGCCGCCUCCGGAGCAGCGCCCGACGAGACCUCGCGAUCUCGAUCCGGACCGUGUGCAGAUUCCUUCAGAGAACAUGAAUUACAUCCGACACCUGGGCCUGGAUCCAAAUGAACCCCUUUCUGGAAAGAGAACCCGUUAUCAGGACGUCUCACCCGAUGCCGACGGCUGGGUUUAUCUAAACCUCCUUUGUAACCUGGCUCAGUUGCACAUGAUAAACGUCGCCCCAAGCUUCAUUCGAUCCGCCGUGAGCGAGAAGAGUACGAAGUUUCAGCUUUCGCCCGACGGUCAGAAGAUACGGUGGCGAGGAGGUACAGAUGGCACGAGAUUCAGCAGCGACAGCAGCGGCGCAAACUCGCAGAAAAGCCCUUCGACUGAUGACACGGAUGAUUCGAACCACGCGGGCCAAAGGAAGAAACUAAAGCUGGGCACGUCAGGAGAUGGAUUGACUUCGGCAUCGUCCAGCGAGGAAGCGACCUUUGGACGCCAAGCAGCCUCUGGACCAACCGAUUACUUUCACUACAAGCCAAUCUUCGUGCGCCAGUCGUCUUCUCUCGAGACCUCACUCGACGGGAGCGGGUCGCAGACAUCAUUCGGCGGUAUUGAGGACAGCAGAACCAGAAACGACUCUCGUUGGGAUUUUAGCGCGACGGGCUCGUCUCAAGCAAGAAAGCGCCGUCGUGACGGUGCCAUCAUCUACUAUAAGGGAUUGCCGUUCUGCACAGACCUAUCAGGAGACCCUGUAGACGGGCUUCCGGAAACCCGCAUGGCGCCGACCAGUCAAGAGCAAAUCCCUGACCAGCCGGUCCUGCCAAGGUCAGCGUCGGGCCUCUCGAUUCCGAUCCGGUCAUUGAGUGAUGACCAGGCUAUCUUCGAAGAAGCCAUGGACGAGGAAUCGGCAGCGAGUGCUCGGGACUUGGCUAUUGAAAAGUGGGACUCGGGGAGCGACGGUGAAUUCGACUUUCCAUGGUGCGACGAACCGCAGACGGUUCAUCUACGCCCUAUCGAGUCCGCCCCCCUGGAACCAUGUGGUCUUGGUGGUGUUAUGCCCGAAGACCACUUUGUGGUUGCCGUCACGACGCGCAGGCCGAUUUGUUGUGGAGCUAAGGGGAGUCAGCGUCGUCGGAUAUCUCAUUGCAGAUCCCCCGUUGCCGCCAAGUCGAUUGCUGGCUGGCUUGCAAGGAUGACGACAGCUUCACCGGCCCUGGCAACCCGGGGCUCCCGCGGUACAACCGUCAAGAUUGACUAUUUGUCGGCAAGGGCCCGCAGACUCAAACCAGUGCCACUACCUCUGCCGACAAUGUACUUCCCGCCGUCGACGUCCGAUUCCGAUUCCGACACGGAUGACGGCAAUGACCGGCUCGACUCUGAAGACGAGGAUUCCGGCCUGGACAUGUCGUCCAAUGUACUUACAUCGCAGCGUGCCAAUACUUACCGAUCGGAGAACACAUAUCCAGAUGGCCAGGAGCUAUCGUCAAAUGAUGAGGAAGAUGAGGAGGAUGAGGAGGAUGCGGAAGAUGAGGACGGGGAGGUCGAAUCAGACAGCGAAGAUGACUCGAGCGUUGAAAGAUGAGGACAUGUGGCAGAAGUCUCUACUUUCCCACUAUUGCAUUAUAGGAGUUUCGGAAGGAUUGGAAAUAUCUUUAAAAUAUUGAUACCAGGCAUCUUACGAGCUUGUUUCUAUGUCAGAAAAGAAAAGGCAUCGGGGCCACGGGUUAUGGACUUACGACUCGAAAAGCAUUGGACAACCCUGGCGUUAGGGGUGCUUUCAUUGACCCAACCUGGUUAUAGUGAAUUGAAG